AUGGCAAUGGGUGGAUCGCGUGAUGAUGUUAUUAUCUGGUUAUUAUUAUGCGGAAAACUUUUAAGAAUGAGCACAGCGAAAUCACACUAUACCAAUUUCCUUGAUCGCAUUAUGAAAGGACUCUUUGGUGAUCCCGAUAAACACGUAGUGCAAUGGCCCAAUACAGCUUUAAACGAAAGCAAGACAAGAAAAGCCGAAG
This is a messenger RNA of Paraglomus occultum, 199 nucleotides long. The record is from the annotation of a GenBank genome assembly. Lineage: Eukaryota; Fungi; Glomeromycota; Glomeromycetes; Paraglomerales; Paraglomeraceae.